Messenger RNA from Ochlerotatus camptorhynchus, 1738 nucleotides. It is a transcript of the gene eIF3m, whose product is annotated as eukaryotic translation initiation factor 3 subunit m. Lineage: Eukaryota; Metazoa; Arthropoda; Insecta; Diptera; Culicidae. The record is from RefSeq and is a predicted model, not a curated record. Gene Ontology annotation, biological process: cytoplasmic translational initiation. The transcript is spliced from 4 exons. The coding region runs from base 99 to 1256 and encodes 385 amino acids. Gene Ontology annotation, cellular component: cytoplasm; eukaryotic translation initiation factor 3 complex. Gene Ontology annotation, molecular function: translation initiation factor activity.
AAACGUCAAAAUCGCUCUUUUCCAGCUAGUUGCUUUCAUUUUUCGCGACGUGUUGCGGUUCUCGGUGUCAGCGAAUUUCCCGAAUAACCAGCUGCAAAAUGCAAGGUCCAGCCGUAUUUAUCGACGCCGAGAUCGAGGAUCAGGCGCAAGAACUGCGGAAGUUCUUCAAAUCCCUGGGUGCGGAGAUAAGCGAGGAGAAAUCCUCGAAAGGCAUCGAAGAUGACCUGCACAAGAUUAUCGGCGUGUGCGAUGUGUGCUUCAAGGAUGGCCAGCACACGGUCGAGGAGAUCGAUGCCGUGCUGAACAGUGUCGUCUCGAUUGUCGUUUCGAUUCCGCUGGAACGUGGGGAGAAUCUAAUUUUGGCCUUCUGCGAGAAGAUGACCAAGGCCCCGGAUACCAACCUGGCUCGGGUUUGCCUGCAGUCGUUGUGGCGCCUGUUCAGUAAUCUGGAACCGACCUCACCGCUUCGGUACCACGUCUACUAUCACCUGGUUCAAGUGGCAAAGCGGGCCGAUCAGGUUAAGGAGGUGUUCUCCGGUGUGGAUCAACUCAAGGCACAAUUUACCCAGUGUCCACCAUCGAACGAGCAAAUGCAAAAGCUCUACCGGUUAUUGCAUGACGUUCUGAAGGACACCAACAGUGAGCUGGCUUCCAAGGUGAUGAUCGAACUGCUGGGAACGUACACGGCGGAGAAUGCUUCCUACGCCCGUGAAGAUGCCAUGAAGUGUAUCGUGACGGCGCUGGCCGAUCCGAACACUUUCCUGUUGGAUCCCCUGCUAUCGUUGAAGCCGGUCCGGUUCCUUGAGGGCGAACUAAUCCACGAUCUGCUGUCGGUGUUCGUUUCGGAGAAGCUUCCUAGCUAUCUGCAGUUCUACAAGAACCACAAGGAGUUUGUCAAUUCUCAGGGACUUAACCACGAACAAAACAUCAAAAAGAUGCGCCUUCUUUCGUUCAUGCAACUGGCGGAAAGCAAUCCGGAGAUGACCUUCCAACAGCUCCAGGAUGAACUGCAGAUCGGUGAAAACGAGGUGGAACCGUUUAUCAUUGAGGUGCUCAAGACGAAACUGGUCCGCGCCCGUAUGGACCAGAAGGCUCGCAAGGUGCACAUCUCGAGCACCAUGCACCGGACCUUCGGUCGGCCCCAGUGGCAACAGUUGCGUGAUUUGCUGCACGCGUGGAAAGCCAACCUGACUCUGGUUCAGGAAAACAUGAAAUCGGUCACCGAAGCGCAAGCCGAAUUGACGCAUAAGCAGUAAGUGAAUGUGGUUUGAAGUCGACUGUUUAGAGAGAAAAAAAAAAGAAAGUAAGAAAAGAGACAGUGAAAUAGACUACUUAUUGAUAUAAAUUGGAACAACACAGUGAAUUGUUGUGAAGUGACUCCCUCCCGCCCAGCCUAAUCUCUGCCAAUCUGGUGGAUUUAAAAGUGUAAUUUUUCCUGGUAUUUGCCAGGGCGGGAGCUUCCGGGUGUGUGCGAGUGACAAAACAAAACAAACUAAGAAGAGAGAACUAAGAGUAAGCAAGUUCGAGGGAGGGACACUGACAUCUGCCGGGGCCUCUGGGCCUUGGGUUGGAUAGAUAGUGAUCCUGAGCCUGGCGACGACGGGGUGGGGUGGGGCGUUUCGUUCAAUACAUUAAUCAGCAUCGUAUAGCGUAGUAGAUGGGGGAUAAAUAACCGAUAAGCUUGUAUUGAUUACAAUUUUCAUUAAGUAAUAUAUACAAUUUUAAAGUAUGAACGAAA